UUAUACCUUUUUUAAUAUUAUUUCAUAACUUGUCAUUAUUUUUUUAAAAAUGACAGACUAGAAAAAUGCCUUACAAACAAAGUUUCAGACUCUGAUCAUGUAUUAUACGACAUAAGCAAUAUUAAAUGCGUCGUAUAGGUGGUGUACGACAAUCAUAUAUGUUGUAAACAAAAGUCAGCUGUUUUUCGUAGCUUAUUUGCAAACGCAGUUCUCAGGCUGAAUAACAAUGUUUAUACUAAGUACCAGGUCGAUAAUAAAGCCGAAAAACUUUGCUUUUUCAAGCCAGUUCUAUCGUAGUUUGCAAUACAAUCAGGGUCAAUCUCCGGAGCCAAAAAUACGCGAAUACUUCUACUACAUUGAUCAUGAGGGAAUGCUCUUUCUCGACGAUGCCAAAAUGAAAAACUUUACCAGCUGCUUCAAAGAGAAAGAUUUCCUGAGGUUCUUUUUCAGUCGCCUGCGACUGAACAAAACGAAUAGAUAUGAAAAAGAAUUUCCGUACAUUUCCCUCUGUGGACGCGAAAGGAAUUUCAUACGGUGCGACGACACGCCUCUGGUGUUCACUGAGCAGCUAAGGAAGGACGACAAGGAGGUGCUCAGCUAUGCGCACUCGGGACAGGUCCUAACCCUGCCUUAUGAACCGCACAAGCUCUACAUGGAUCCCCGAAACGGAAGGGUCUAUCAUCCAGCGACACCACAGGUGGGCGGAAUAGGACUUGUCCGUUCCAAACUGGCCAUAGAACUCAGUCAGCACUUCGAGUUCCCCACUGGAGAAGCUUCCCCCACACAUUUUCGAUGGAACGGAGAGCGAUUGAAGCUACAGAACGAGUGGGUUAGCGAUACUCAGCGAUUUCCCAUGAACGAGGAGUGUAUAUAAUCGAGUAACUUUAAUGGAUUAAAAUUGAGACAACGUUA
This is a messenger RNA of Drosophila biarmipes, 912 nucleotides long. Its product is annotated as UPF0598 protein CG30010. Bases 227 to 874 code for a protein of 215 amino acids. The record is from RefSeq and is a predicted model, not a curated record. The transcript is spliced from 2 exons. NCBI's taxonomy places the organism in Eukaryota, Metazoa, Arthropoda, Insecta, Diptera, Drosophilidae.